Strigops habroptila (Kakapo) is the source of this 2151-nucleotide messenger RNA. It is a transcript of the gene IP6K2, whose product is annotated as inositol hexakisphosphate kinase 2. NCBI's taxonomy places the organism in Eukaryota, Metazoa, Chordata, Aves, Psittaciformes, Psittacidae. The record is from RefSeq and is a predicted model, not a curated record. The coding region runs from base 744 to 1865 and encodes 373 amino acids. Gene Ontology annotation, molecular function: inositol hexakisphosphate kinase activity. Gene Ontology annotation, cellular component: nucleus; cytoplasm. The transcript is spliced from 7 exons. Gene Ontology annotation, biological process: inositol phosphate biosynthetic process; phosphatidylinositol phosphate biosynthetic process.
UGGGGGUGGGCCGGCCACGCGCCCCGCCGCCAUUUUGACGUCUGAGGAACAAAAGAGGCGAAGCCGCCGCCGCCGCCGGGCUGACACCAGACUGUUGGAUCGGCAGAAACACCGUCAGGUCUCGGAGGCUGCUGGGUCUGAACUGCCUUCACGACUGUCGCCGCCUUCUGUCUAAUGUGCUACAAGGAUGAGCCCAGCAUUUGGAGCCAUGGAAGUGGAGCACUAUUCCAAGGGAGUUCUGCUCGAGCCUUUUGUCCACCAGGUUGGAGGACACUCCUGUGUCCUCCGGUUUAAUGACAAGACCAUCUGUAAACCCCUUAUCCAGAGGGAACACCAGUUCUAUGAGACUCUCCCAACAGAAAUGCGUAAAUUCACUCCACAGUAUGAGGGAUAAAGCCAAAGGCGGUUUGCUGCCUGCCUCCCCCCUUUUUCCUGCUGUCCUUCCUCUGUGGCAGCAGGACCGUGAGUCGCUGCUGCUGCGCUCCUGGCCAGUGCCGGCAGUCUCGGAGCCACCAGCUCAGAAGUGCCAGUCUCUCACCGGGAGCUCUCCCCUAGCUGGUGAUGAGCUGCAAGAGCUGCGCUUACUGAUGGGAGAAUAAAGAGAGAGGACUGAAAGUAAAAUUAAACCCAGCUCAGAGCAUUGUUAUGGCUUCUUCAUUAACCACUGAAACUCGCAUCUGUUGGAGCACUCCACUGAGGCUCUUGAAGAGCAAUGCUGUGCUCUGGAGGCUCCUGAGGGGAGGAUGAGGGAAAAUGCUUUCAAGGUUCACCAUGUUUCUGUACCACAGACAGGUGUGGUGUCGGUGAGCUUUGAAGAGGAUGAAGAUGGAAACUUGUGUUUAAUAGCAUAUCCACUGAAUGGGGACCACGAUAACUUAGAAAACUUAGAUAAUUCUGACUGUGAACCCAAAAGUAAAUUGUUGCGGUGGACUAACAAAAAGACGGUGUUGUUAGAAAAUGAGAAGAUUUCCAAGGAAUGGGUCCGGCAGCACAGGAAAGAGGAAAAAAUGAAAAGUCACAAAUUGGAGGAAGAAUUCGAGUGGCUGAAGAAAUCUGAAGUCUUGUAUUACACUGUAGAGAAAAAAGGGAAUGUCAGUUCACAGUUUAAACACCAUAAUCCUUGGAGCAUGAAAUGCCACCAGCAGCAGUUACAGCGGAUGAAGGAAAAUGCAAAGCACCGGAAUCAAUAUAAAUUCAUCCUGCUGGAAAACCUGACAUCUCGAUACGAAGUACCGUGUGUGUUGGACCUUAAGAUGGGCACCCGGCAGCAUGGGGAUGAUGCCUCGGAGGAGAAGAAGGCCAAUCAGAUCCGCAAGUGUCAGCAGAGUACAUCAGCUGUUAUUGGCGUACGAGUCUGUGGCAUGCAGGUCUACCAGGCAGGCACCGGCCAGCUGAUGUUCAUGAAUAAAUACCACGGAAGGAAACUCUCGGUGCAAGGGUUUAAAGAAGCACUUUACCAGUUCUUUCAUAACGGCAAAUACCUGCGGAGGGAACUCUUUGAGUCUGUUAUUAAAAAGCUGACUGAACUCAAGUCUGUCCUGGAGAAGCAGGAGUCGUACCGCUUCUACUCCAGCUCCUUGCUCAUCAUCUACGACGGGAAGGAGAGGCAGGAGGUUGCUGUCGACUCGGACCCGGAGGACUUGGAGGACCUUUCGGAGGAGUCUUCGGACGAGUCGGCGGGAGCGUACGCCUACAAGCCGAGCACCAGCACUGUUGAUGUGCGUAUGAUAGACUUUGCCCACACCACCUGCAAGUACUAUGGUGAAGAUAGCGUGGUGCACGAGGGCCAGGACACGGGUUACGUUUUUGGACUUCAGAAUUUAAUAGAUAUUAUUAAAGAAAUAAGAGACGAAAGUAGCGAAUAAACUGUGGAUGCACGUCAGUAGAAAGCACUAUUGUGACUCUUUGUAUUCCAGAAUUAUUGGCCACUUUCUGGUGGUAGGAAUCUUUACAGGCUCUGCAGGGAUGGUCCCCUCAGGGUCAGACUUGUUCAGAGGGCAUUUACUUACAUUGGUGCUGGACCUAGCACUGGCAAAACUUGGUAUCCUUAUUUAUUUUAACUUUCUUAAACAUUCCAUAUUUGAUUACUCAGAUACCUCUGUUAUCCCUGUGUGUAUACGUUCCAAUAAAAUUCUUUUUGUUCGUUGUAAG